Zophobas morio is the source of this 1010-nucleotide messenger RNA. RefSeq names its product DNA damage-regulated autophagy modulator protein 2-like. The transcript is spliced from 5 exons. NCBI's taxonomy places the organism in Eukaryota, Metazoa, Arthropoda, Insecta, Coleoptera, Tenebrionidae. The record is from RefSeq and is a predicted model, not a curated record. Bases 60 to 788 code for a protein of 242 amino acids.
UAAUAGACUUUUAGCAACUGAUAUUGUCAUAUCCCUUAAAAUGAACAAAAUUAGUUGUAAUGACUUUGAGGUUAAGGUUCCAUCUUCAUUACUGGCCAAUUUUAACAGCAGUUUGGAUUUCACUUGCAUUUAUUAUAUGUUAUUUAGUGGCCAUCUUCGACCAACAUGUACAUCCACUGUUUCCUUACAUCAGUGACACUGGUGCCUUACCUCCCGAGAGCUGUAUUUUCGGACAAAUGCUAAACAUAGCUGCUUGUUUAAUGUUUAUUACAAUGUACAUUCGAUUUCGAACAGUUCAACUCCUCGAACAUGUAGGAUUUUCGAAGAAUUACAAAUUCUGGAAUAAAUUCUCCAACAUAUUUGGCUUUUUUUCUUGUCUAGGGAUAAGCUUAGUCGCAAACUUUCAAGAGACAUCCGAGAUAACUGUUCAUUUUAUUGGUGCAUUUCUCGCGUUUGCGGUCGGAGCAGUAUAUUGUAUUAUUCAGGCAUAUUUAACAUGGUUAUCGUUCUCAAGCAAACGUCUGAAGCUCAUUCGAAUACUUUUAAGCCUGCUGUUAAUUCCCUUGUAUAUCACCACCACAGUUUGCAGCGCGUUAUCAUUCAAAGAAUUCAAUGAGAACGCGUUUAAAUGGAAGCACACCGAUAAAGGAUAUACGCUACACUUAUUCGCAACAUUUACUGAAUGGAUUAUGGCAGUAUUAAUGAUCCUCUAUAUGGCAACAUUCUACGUCGAAUUUAGAUUAGUCAAGUUUGGAGGACUCACUUUCGUGUUGGAAGAUGAUAAAUGAUCUGUAGAUAUCUGACAGUAUCUUUCAAUGUAUUUAUUUCCACAUUUAAAAAAAUUAUGUGCUCUAAUAAAAUACGUGUAAUAAGUAAAUAUCACUAAAAAAUCAGUUAAGUGAAUGGGUUACCUGUGAUCAUUUUUAUAAUUAUACAUUUGAUACUUCCCGUGUAAGUAAUUAAAAAAAUUGAAUAAAAGAAUGAUACUGAAUUAAAAUUACUACAAAUUA